This is a messenger RNA of Prorocentrum cordatum, 987 nucleotides long. The record is from the annotation of a GenBank genome assembly. Lineage: Eukaryota; Dinophyceae; Prorocentrales; Prorocentraceae.
CCAGGGAAGCCCAGCUGGAAAUGUGGCCUCUCUUUAGCCCACACCGUUCGCAGCCAUAUAGUCCAGCAGGCGGCCAUGGCAACGCACCCCGACGCGCGGGACGCCGAGCUCAGCAGCGGCAGCGACGCGCUGCCCGAGGCGGUGCCCACGUGGAGCACCCGCCGGGCCCUGGGCGGCGCCGCCGUGGCCUGCCUCGCCUGCGCUGGCGGCGGCUUUGUGGCCCGGCGCCUCAUCGACGACCCCCUGCCCGAGAUGGAGCGCGACCUCAGUCUGCUGCAGGUGCUGGCGAAGCCGCGGCGGGAGGACUGCGCGGCGACGACCGACGACUGCUUUGAGGCCGCGUGCUGCGACGUUGCCGGCUACACCUGCUUCGUGACGGAUACGCCUGGCAAGGCCAAGUGCUUGAAGAAUUGCUUCAAGAGCGACGGCUACGCGUGCACGGUGCCAGUGCCGAAGGCCCGCGAGCCCAUGUAUCUGGACGAUGCCAUGGCGACUGGGAGUGCGAUGUAUUAUUUUUUCGUAAAGAUAAUGUCGGACACUGGCAGCGAUGGCACCGUCCCGCGCCCGGAAGAGCUGGGCUUGCUGAGGGCAUCGUACGACAAGGGCAUGGUAAUCUUCGAUUGUGGGAAAAGGGGCAUCUUCAGCGACGCGGGUGACGACCUGAAGCCCUGCGUUCCCUUCGUGGCCGUGGACGACGUGGACCGCGAUUUCCACAUCCUGAAGCGCAAGGAGACGGCCUCUUGGGUCAACACAGGCUUGCACACCCAGGUCUGGAAGGCGAUACUGGCAGCCGGAGAGUACAGGAGCGCCGACUGCGUCGUGAAGGCGGACUGCGGCGCAGUGUUCCUGCCCAGCCGCCUGAGGCCCUUCCUCGCCGCCCAGGGCGUGCCCAAUCCUCUGCACGGCGUCCCUGGCAUCUGCCUCGAGAACUGCAAGCUCGUGAAGUGGGUUUGGUUCGGGAACCUGGACUGGAGAUCAUGUCGCUGA